CAUGUGAUUGAAUAUUGAAAAAAAUUUUCAACUGAUUGUUUAUGUUUUUAGUAAAUUGAUUAAUUUAAUUGAUUGAUUUUCUUUUUUUUGAUUAACUAGUUAAUUAAUUGUUCAUCUAGAAUGGGUAAAUCUUGUGGUGUUGCCAAACGAAGGAGAAAAAAUGCCAAUCCAAGGUUUCAUCAUAAAUCUAAAUUUGCCAAAGAUAAAAAGAAAUUGAUUCUUAGACAAAAAGUGAAAGAUCCUUUGGUUCGUCAAGGUUGGGAUCUUAGUAUAAGUAAAGCAAAAAAUUUAAAGGAAAUUGGAAUAACUGAUGAUCCUAAUAAAGUGAUUCCAAUUCCUAAACCAAUCAAAGGAUUAUUAAAGCCUAAACAACCGCUGAUUGUCAAGGUACCACCGAUAAGUCAACCUAAAAGAAAAGAAGUUCUUGAGAAAAUUGAAGAAAGGAGUAAACGUAAGAAACCACUCACCUUCCAUUUUGGUCCUAAUCUAGUUGGUUGGUUAACCGAAAUGAUGUCGAAACAUGGAGAUGAUUAUAAGGCCAUGGAAAGAGAUCCUGAUAAUCAUUAUCAACACUCAGCUGGUUUUAUCCGACGGAAGAUCAAACAAUUCUUGACCAAUCCCUUCACUGGUGAAGCUUAUGACAAAGCCAUGGAAAGUUUAGAAACUGAUCUGUAUUCUGAUGAUGAUUCUAAGGAUGAAACUGAAAAGACUGAACCAGAACAAUUAGAAGAACCCGAGGGAAAAAAAGAAGAGGAAAAAGUAGCUACAGAGGAAAUUACGAAAAAGAAAAAGGAAAAGGGAAAGAAAAAAAGUUCUAAGAAAAGCAACUGAUCUUAAAUUCGUUGAAUUAAGACAAUCGUUAAAUGGUAACCCAUUUCAUCAAAAUCUUUUCAAUAAAUUGUCAAAAUUUAAAUUCUCUUGUAAUUAAUUGCAAUCAAAGUUUGUUAAUCUAAUCAUUCAUUUGUAAAUAUCAAAGACAAUUUGAUGCUAUUAACCUGAGAAUUGGUUCCAUUCAAGUGAUCUAUUAUGGAUGACAAUAUGUACCAUUGUAUUUUCUGAUUGUAAAUAACGGUAUUAAGUCGUGGAUUGAUUAACAAAUAAAAUUACUAAUUAAUUAAUCAAAAUUAUAAA
Messenger RNA from Panonychus citri (citrus red mite), 1131 nucleotides. Its product is annotated as nucleolar protein 16-like. Lineage: Eukaryota; Metazoa; Arthropoda; Arachnida; Trombidiformes; Tetranychidae. The record is from RefSeq and is a predicted model, not a curated record. The transcript is spliced from 3 exons. Gene Ontology annotation, cellular component: nucleolus. Gene Ontology annotation, biological process: ribosomal large subunit biogenesis. The coding region runs from base 121 to 831 and encodes 236 amino acids.